AAAGUGACAUUUGAUUCGCUGAUCGAGGUAUGGUGAUGUUUAUGUGUUUUGGUGUUUACACCUGCAGUUGGAGUGAAAUCAAAAAACUCAAAAAAUGGAUGAGAACAUACCCCCAUUCAGUGGGGAUUUUAAUCUAAAUGAGUUGCAAGGUAUAGACGACAUCUUAACAAACUGCGAAAACGAAUUGAUGAAGACCAAUGAGUUAUUCACAGAAGAAGCCUUAUUUUCUCAACUUGACCCUCUCUUACCCAUGGAUGAUGUCAGCUUCGAUUUGGGAAGUAUCAGUGAAUCUACGUUUCUUGAUCCUCAAACUCUUUCACCUCUGAAGCAGCAAAAUCCUGUAUUUAAUUCUCAAGUUUCACAGACUUUUCAGUCAAAUCAAUUUGUAAACACCCACAACAGUCAAGAUUUUACAAAAUUGAACAAUAUGGCAAGUACAGUGAAGCCAAACAUGCAGCAGACCCAAAAUCCAACUGCUGUUAUCAUUUCCCAAUCACAACCUCUUGUUUACUCAAGCUUACCAAUCCAACAAACCAAUCAACAGCGUAUAAUCCUCCAACCAAAUCCCAAAUCUGAACAAAUCACGAAAACACAACCUGUUAUUGUACAAAAUCUAAACCAAAUCCCUUCUGAUAAAAUGCAACAGCUGUUGCUACAAGCAAAAAUUGUCAAAACUAAUCCCCAACCUACUGUUAUGUACACCACUACAGUAGCUUCACCUCAACCUUCUUUGCAUACUUUGGUGAACAGUGGAACUCAAAUUUUGACCACUGGAAUUCCUUUGGUCUUAGACACUGAGAAUAAAGUUGCCAUAAACAGAAUUCCUCAAGGGACAGGGAAGGAACCCAAAGUUAAAGAGGUGAAGAGGAGUGCUCAUAAUGCUAUUGAAAGGAAGUAUAGAACCAGCAUCAAUGAUAAGAUUGUGGAGUUGAAAAAUAUCGUCGUGGGGACUGAAGCAAAGCUAAACAAAUCUGGUAUUCUGAAGAAAACAAUUGAAUACAUCCGCUUUUUACAAAACUCAAACACACGCCUGAAACAAGAAAACAUGGCUUUAAAAAUGGCUGCUCGUCAAAACACUCUGAAAGAUCUUUUAACGACGGGCAAAAAUAUGGAAUAUGCCCCUCAAGACACUCCUCCUCAUUCAGAUGUUUCGUCCUCAUCACCCGACCACUCUUUACCAUCAAGUCCCGAAUAUUCAACAUGUAUUAAGGAUGAAAGUGAUGAAGAGACCGUUGGGAUUUCGAAAGGCAUGGUGGACCAAACCCGAAUCACUAUGUUCAUGUUUAUGUUGGCUGUCAUUUCAUUUAACCCUUUUGGAAUAGUCUUAAAACAGUUUGCUUCUUCAGAUCAGGAAGCGUCAAGCGUUGGACGAAAUAUUUUGUCGUCAGGUGACGGUCAAACUCCGUAUUCGUUUGGUUCCUCGUUUAUGCUCUGGUUCAUAAAUUUGACGAUUUUUGGUUUUUGUUUGGUCAAAAUGUUUGUUUAUGGCGAUCCGAUUAUUCCGAGUAGUUCGAAAGAAGCGCAGAAAUUUUGGCGUCAUAGAAAACAAGCCGAUAUUUAUAUCAAAGCAGGUGAUAAACUCGAAGCGAAACAGGAACUUCGUAGGUGUCUCCAAACUUUCGGCAUAACAUUAGCAACGAGUCGUUUCGAACUCGUGUUGUCUCUUUGUUGGCAAGUGUUCCGUCAAGUUAUGCAUCGGUUAUGGAUCGGGAGGUGGUUGUCUAGACACGUUGGGGGUUUUUUCGUCGACGGAGCCACCCGAUACGAAGCUCUGACUUCGUGCCGCGAACUUUCUUUGGUUUAUCACGACUUACAUCAGCUCCAAUUGGUAGAUGGGCCGGAAGAAACUUGUCAUCUUCUCGGUUUGACAACUGCACUGAGUGCACUUAAUUUGGCCGAAGCGGCAAAACCCAAGAUGAAGUCUGUUCAAUUGAUCGACAUUUACGUCGCUUUGGCUUUAAGAAUUAAAGCCUCGUGUUUGAAUAUUUUACAAGGGAUUCAGAAAUAUUACUUAGGCUUGGCGAAAUUAGCAUCAACGAAUUCCUGCGAUCCGAUACCGCCGAGGUUGCAAUGGUUGUUGACACCUCACGGGUUUAAGUUUUUCCUUUCGCAGAAAUUUCUCUAUGAUGCUAAAGCGACGAAUUUGCCUUUCAGUUGUAUUGGCAACGUUUCCGAUCCCUUGUCUUUCGCCAUGAAGUCGUAUAGAGAACAUUUACUGGAAACUGCACUACAAACUUUAACGACUCCUGGUAAUAAAAAUGACGUAUAUGAAGACAAAAAGACGGACAUUACAGACGUGUCAACGUACGUCCAUUUGUUGGUUGAAAAUGUUGCCACCGAUGUACAUACGGUUUUCAAUUCAAAUCAGCCGCAUAGUAAUUGUGAUGAAAUUGCCCACUGGUGGACUUCAGUCGUCGAUGUAGCCUCUCAUUGGCUUCUUGGAGAAGAAAAUAUAGAUGAUCUUUAUAAAAAAGUUGAAAACAUAUCUGAAUCAUUGUUAGAUCUAGAAAAUCCGCUCCCUAAAGCCGUUAUUGGCGCUUUUGUGGCUAGGAAAAAUUAUCUUACAGCUGGAUCGAGUUUUUCUCAUAAGAAAAUUUUAAAACAGUGUGACCACGCCAGUCAGUUGUUGAUCGAUUGUCUAACAUACUCCAGUUGCAAAUCACAGGAUAGUUUGAUUUUGUUGGCACAGUUGCUGGUCUGUGAUUGGAUUCUUGAAACAAGAACCUCCCUUUGGGAAGAUUCUGUUGAAAUAUCAACAACUCCGAUCCCAGUUCCUAAUAAUGUUCUUACAGCGUUCCAAAAAGAUUUAUCUUCAUUACGAACUUUAGCCCAACAUAUCCCUAGCGCUUUGCCUCGUGUUUUUCUGUAUGAAGCUACCGCCCGCUUGAUGGCGGGCGCAGCCCCAGGCCGCACUCAACAACUCCUCGAUCGCAGUUUGCGGCAACGUCACGCUCGUUCGUCGAUGAUUUGCGGCAAAGGCGAUAAAAACCAACAGGAUGUUGGAGGAGAGCGCCAACACGCGACCGCUUUGUAUAUGGCUUGCAAACAUUUACCAGGUCAGUUAAUGUCAUCGCCUGGAGAAAGGGCUGGCAUGUUGGUUGAAGCAGCGAAAACUAUGGAAAGGAUCGGAGAUAAAAAGAAAUUGCAGGAAUGUUAUAAGCUGAUGAAGACACUCGGUGCCAACUCAGCCACGAAUUAGCGUAAUUAAUUUUUAUGGCGGACGUAAAAUGUGAUGUUUAUGAGCCGAAAUGGCGUGAUUUCGGGCUGAAUUGGCUUUAAUUUUAAUUAGUUUGUAAGCUUUGAAGAAUGUGACAAUAUUUAUUUUGUAUAAUUUUUAUUUAAUAAAGAGUCUGAUAAGAA
Messenger RNA from Tribolium madens (black flour beetle), 3360 nucleotides. RefSeq names its product sterol regulatory element-binding protein 1 (gene SREBP). The record is from RefSeq and is a predicted model, not a curated record. Gene Ontology annotation, cellular component: nucleus. Gene Ontology annotation, molecular function: RNA polymerase II cis-regulatory region sequence-specific DNA binding; protein dimerization activity; DNA-binding transcription factor activity, RNA polymerase II-specific. The transcript is spliced from 9 exons. Gene Ontology annotation, biological process: regulation of transcription by RNA polymerase II. NCBI's taxonomy places the organism in Eukaryota, Metazoa, Arthropoda, Insecta, Coleoptera, Tenebrionidae. Bases 95 to 3199 code for a protein of 1034 amino acids.